Molecule: messenger RNA, 350 nt
Organism: Ambispora leptoticha
Lineage: Eukaryota; Fungi; Glomeromycota; Glomeromycetes; Archaeosporales; Ambisporaceae
Source: the annotation of a GenBank genome assembly
ACAUUGCUUCAUUGGAAUUAAAUACUUUGAGAAUGGCUUCAAAUACAACAAUUCAUGAUUUACGAGUUAGUGUAAUACCUACGAUAUUAGGGCAAGUCAAUAUUGCCAAUUUUUUAACUAGUACAGAAGAUGACCAUUGUGCGAAAACACCGAAUCAUUCCAAACUUUUCGCUCCGGCAAUAAAAAAGCUAUAUUUUUUGGACGUAUUGGAUGAGGAAGCAAUUCUGGAAUGGAAUUCAUCUGAUCUCACUGAUGGGGACCCUUCAAAAUCUAAUAUAAAAAAGCGGGUGGCACCAUUUAUAAAAUGGUUGGAAGAAGCUGAAGUCGAGGAUUCUGAUGAUGAUGACUAA